GUUUUGGUUUUGUGUUGGUUUUUUUUUUUUUUUUUGAGUUUCUUUCAAAAUCAUGGACAACGUCAAGUCGUUCUUCAACAAGCUAAAGGCGUCUGCGACCAACACGCCUGUGAAGGGCGGCGGCGGCGGCGGCGGUGGCGGGAUGAUGGGUGGGAGCAGUCCAGCCAGCUCGCCUGGCCGCGGUGCACUGUCGCCGUCCUCUGCCCAGCUACGCACCGGCGGCGGUGGAUCUGCCCUGCUGUCGCCGUCGUCGAGCCACGGCCAGCGCCCCGAGUGGUGGAUGGACAGCAAGCAGAUUGUGCAGCAGGGCGUGCACGACAGCAGCCGCCGCGUCCAACUGCUCACCGGCCACUGGGAGUCGCUCGAGAGCUGCAUCAAGGCGCAUGUUGGCACAGACCGCGUCCACGACUUGGAUCGCUUGCCCAUCCGAAACAACCUCGUCUCCAUCGUCAACAUUCUCACUGAAGAGGACAGAGAACUGCGAGACCCGCCAUACGUCUGCUUUGAAUUAUUCAUCGAACAACGCAUGUUUGAAAUCAUCAGCCCAGACCACGUCUGCAAGUGCUUUAAACAGCUGCGCGGCGAGCUGGCAAAGGCCAUCUCGAUGCUGCUGCAAAUCCUGCAGAACAACUCGCUCUUGCAGCACGAGACAACCACCGAUGCAAUCAACAUUCUGCUGGCAGACAGCCAGGCCAACAAGGACUGCAUAUCGCCCAGCAGUUUGCUCGAUCUGCUGCACUCGCUCACGUCGAGCAUUGGCAAGCACCCUGCCUACCUCGCGCAUUUCCUCAAGGACAGUCCGUCGCGCUCGCAGGGGCAGUCCAACAGCGUCAGCCAGAGCAACAGCUUUGGCAAUUUGACAAACCUCUCGCCGUAUGCCGUCGGUGGCAGCAGCGGCGAGACUCCCUUCUCGGGACGACCAAGCUAUGAGCAGCUGGAGGACGGGUUUGGCGCUGUGAUUUCAGCCCCUUCCUCGCCCUCGCCACCGCCAAUACACACCCCCAGCAAGCGCAAUCGUGACCCCUUUGCGACACGCGAGUGCACCAUUCUGGCGCUGCUCACCACCAACAUCCACGAGAUGCAAUCCAUGAUUGGCGACAAGGCCCGCGCCGCAAUGUUGCCCUUGCUGCAAGUGUCGCAUUCUCAACCCGCACUGUCUCGCGCCAUUGUCGAUAGCUUUUGUCCUUUUCUGGCGGCGGGGUUGAGUGCCUACUAUUCUCCCCUCCCGACAGAGCUGCCCGUCCCGCUGACCGACUGGAUUGCCCUGACACAAAGCCGAAGUCUGAGCACCUCUGCCGUCUCUUCUGCCCAACUGCAAAAGUACCAGCAGCAAUUGCAGCUUCAGCUCCAAAACCAACAACCAGGACGGCAAGUCUCCAGGUCGGUCCUCAGCAUGCAAGACCUCGACAACCUGGUGCACUCGCUUGACUUUUGCAACCAGGUCGCCUCGCGCGCAACCGCCGACGUGGCCCGAGCGCUGGCGCAAGCCAUGUGCGACAUUUUCUUCAACUGCGUCCUGGGUCCCGCGCUCUACCACACGACCAAGGAGGAGCGCGUGGCGUCGUUCACCUAUUUUGAGCAGUGCGUGGCCGAAGUGAGCGAUCCUCGGCUCUUGCGCGUAUUUAUCGAGUUUGUACUUGGGUUUGAGCAAGAAGACAAGCCGUUGCGAUCCAACCUGUUCCGCUUCCUGUCUCGCGACGCCUGCGAGGAGGAAAUGAUUGCCGGUCUUCGGCUCGUCCACACCAUGCUCCUCACAUUCCGCGCCGAUGCCUUUGGCGGCCUGCUUUUGCAGGACGUCGUCAACAGCGAGGUGGGCGCCCAGCUGCGCUCGUACGAGGCCAAGCAGGCUACCCUUGCACAGCAGCAACGCGUCGAGCAGCAGACGCUCCUGCAUUUGGAUUCGCUCAGCUCAAACGACCACGGACGCUCCACAGACGACCAACAGCGACAGCUCAUCAAGGAGGCAGAGCACCACAUGGCUCGCGCGCAGCUCAAUCAAUGGCGCGACUCGAUGGAAGAGUUUGGUCGCAGCGCCGCGGCCUUCCUGAUGCUGCAUCCCUACGCCUUGGACGACGUCUCGCCCGACCACAGUGGCUACGAGUCGUACGUCGAGCAGGCGCGCCUUCUCAUGGAGCGCGCCCUCGCCAGCUUCCCGACCAGCAUUGCUUGGUCGUCGGAUGUGUACCUCGCGCCCCUGUCGACCAUUUCUGGGCCACUGCCGCGCGUCGAGCAGGUUCUUGGAGAGGGUGCCAGUCUGCUGAUGGGCUCAACACCUGCGGCAGCGUCCACAAACGCGCGCGAGCCCAUCUCGUACCGCGCGGUGAAUGUCUGCGGCGGAACGGCCGUGAGUCGACCUCGAGAACGCAGUGCGGAGCCAUUUUACCCGCCUCCAAGUUCUGUUGCGGCUCGGUCAAAGCCCGGUCAACUGCAGCAAAAUGAACCGCCAAUCCCGCAACAGGCCGAUCUGUCGACGCUCGCGUUCAUGGGCGUCCCGCGACACGCCGGUGCUGGACCGCUGCUCAAUUCUCUGUUUGAUUUGCUCGAAAACAUGACGACGCAAAGCUACUCUGUCAACUUGCUGUUGACGGCUGUUCUCUCGCAGCUCGCUGUCGCGCCAGUCCCAUGGCUUCGGCAGUACAUGAUCAACACUGAGCUUCCGCUCGCGCCUGGGACGCGGUCGCUCUUCCGCUCGCUGACGAUUGCUGCCGGAAGCAUUCGCAAAGGCGCCGCCGAACUCGAGCAGUUUGCCGAGCGUCUGUCCUCGGCCAAGGCCCACCUUGCCGCGACCUCAAUGUCUCCGCCCAAGCCCAAUGUGCCGAGCGUGGCGACCGUCACUCCCAAAAACUCGCCAAUGAAGCCCUCCUCGGUUGCUUCGCCUGCGGCGGCAGCGGCGGCGGCGGCCACAUCCCAUGUGCGACACACCCCGAGUGGCAAGCUGGUGCCUUCGCUCUCGCAGCUCACGCUCGAGCAGCGGCAGCAGUUCACCUCGAUUGCCCUUGCCUUUACGUGCGAGUCGACCGAAGUGCGGACCUUCCUCCUCGCCGUGAUUGUUUUUGAAGAGUUUGUCAAGGAACUCAGCGCGAUCGCGCAAGAGCUGUGUCUCGACACAAUGUUUUAACUCCAGAGAGGGGGGGGGAGGCGGGUGGUGGUUGUAGGGUUGGAAUAGUUGGAUGCAAGAAGCACACACCAUAUCCA
This is a messenger RNA of Capsaspora owczarzaki ATCC 30864, 3195 nucleotides long. RefSeq lists its product as hypothetical. The record is from RefSeq and is a predicted model, not a curated record. The transcript is spliced from 2 exons. Bases 53 to 3118 code for a protein of 1021 amino acids. Lineage: Eukaryota; Filasterea; Ministeriida; Capsasporidae.